CAAUCAGAUCAGUCGACUCGCCUCCACGGCGCGUCCCGUCCAAUGAGAACGUGAGAAAACAUAAAAGGGGGAGAGAAGAAAAGAAGGGGGGAGUGCCUGGUACGUUAGCGGUAGAACAAGAGAGAGCGGAACCCCCUCAUGCAAUAACAAAAACAACGGAAGUGUGAGGGACAAAAACCGUGGUCACAUUUCACGGGCACCUGAAAACGUGGCUGAUGCGUGUGUGUGCCGGAUAGGUAUGUGCGUGCUGACAGUCAUGCCUCGGAGGUGUUAAUGACAGUACGCGGGCAGUAGGGUGACUUCUUAGAAUUGCUUCUAAACACCGGCUCUCUACUUGUGACAUAUCAUUUUCGCUUUCGGGACAUUUGGAAGAAGUCAAGAAACUCACCAGCAGCACAGACCAGACUACAGAUAACGAGGACAACCGCCUGAAGGCUGAAAAGCACCUGACAUAAAAUCGUUUUACUUUUUUCAUACGAACACAUUUUUUUCCCGACGGGUUGUUUCAACCCCCCUCAUGCCCUCUGCACAGUUAAUUUUCUCUCUGUUUUUUGGAAGCCGCUUUCUGAACAGGCAUUUCAUGACUCUACCACCUAUAUCAACACGACUGCUGCCUAUUGAUAUUCAGGGAUAGAAAACACUAAGCAAUUCCUAUUAAAUUCAAUCACCAAAGCGCAAAGAACGAUGGAUAACAGUCCUGGAGGUGUGAUCCUCUAUGCAGGUUCAUCUGGCAAUGCCAGCCCCAGCCCAGGCAGCCCCUCCAGUGGGUACCAGACUCAGUCACCCUCCUCCCACUCCCAGCCCUCAUCCCCAGAAGAAGUCUCCUUCACUGAGAUCGGGGCCCUAAAACAAAGAGUCUCCAGCGGGACCCCUCCUUCACCCAAGCUGGUCUUCCAGUUCCCUGAUGUUGCUGCUGCCCCUGCUGCGCUGCCAGCUCAGCACACCUACUCUCAUCCCAUGGUGGGAAAGAGGCCCAAUGGAUUCACUGGCACCUUCACCAAGAGUGGAGGAAUGGUGCUGUUGUGCAAAGUGUGUGGAGACAUUGCAUCUGGGUUCCACUAUGGAGUCCACGCCUGUGAGGGAUGCAAGGGUUUUUUCCGACGCAGCAUCCAGCAGAAUAUCCACUACAAGAUGUGCGUGAAGAACGAGAACUGCCUGAUCAUGCGCAUGAACCGCAACCGCUGUCAGCACUGCCGCUUCAAGAAGUGCCUGUCUGUGGGCAUGUCCCGAGAUGCUGUGCGCUUUGGUCGAAUCCCCAAGCGGGAGAAGCAGAGGCUACUGGAUGAAAUGCAGAGCUACAUGAACAGCCUGAACGAAUCAGCAUCCAUGGAAAUGGACUCCCCCCCGCCACCUGAAGCCUCACGCAGCCCCAAAAACAACCAGUCAGAAGAUGCCAUAGGCGUCAUAUCUCAGGCAUAUCGAAACAUCUUUGUGAAUGGGCAAGAUAACUCCACCAAGAGAGGCGGCAUUAAUAAUAACAACAAUCCAUCCUCACUUCAGAAUAAUUCACCUCAGGAAGCUAGUUACCCUGAGUCCCGAUCCCUUAACUUGCAAACCCAAGGAUACCCAUCUUACACCACUGCUGGGUACCGGGCCUCUCCCCUCUGCCCUGUUGCUCCACGUGACAACGGCCCUUCAUUUGCUUUAGUUGACAAUGGCUGUCACAGCUACCCUCCCCCAUCCGGUCAGAGUAAUACCCAGCCUAGCGCAGGACCACUUCCGAGGGCUUAUCCAGGCAAUUAUAAUGGCUGUCUUGCCAGCGAAUCCCAAACUCAGAGUUCCUGUUCCUGGAAGUUGGAUGGCAAUACAAAAGUUCUGGCGUGCCCGCUCAAUGCCUGCCCCGUGUCCCCAGCUGGGCGAUCUAGCCAGCAGGUGUGGGAGUCCUUCUCCCAGUGCUUUACCCCCGCAGUGCGUGAGGUGGUAGAGUUUGCAAAGAGCAUCCCGGGCUUCCAGAACCUCAGCCAGCAUGACCAAGUCAUGCUGCUGAAGGCUGGGACUUUCCAGGUUCUGAUGGUAAGGUUCUGCUCGCUGUUCAACGCCAAAGAGAGAACAGUGACGUUCCUGAAUGGGCAGACGUACCCUCUUCCAGCCCUGCGAGCACUUGGCAUGAGUUCACUACUGGAUGCCAUGUUUGAAUUCAGCGAGAAGCUGGGUGCCCUGGGCCUUGAGGCUGACGAGAUGGCGCUCUUCAUGGCCGUGGUGCUGGUCUCAGCAGACCGCACAGGUAUUGUGAAUGUGGGUGCAGUGGAGCAGCUGCAGGAGAGCCUCAUCCGGGCUCUGCGAUCGCUGAUCUCGAGGCGCCGCCCUGAAGACAAUGCCCUCUUCCCCAAGCUACUUCUGCGACUCCCAGACCUGCGCACAUUAAACAACCUGCACUCUGACAAACUGCUUGCGUUCCGCAUCGACCCGUGAGCUCCGGUCAAAGGCUGCUUGGGCAGGAAGAGACAGCCAUGGUUUAGAGUUGUUAUGCUUUCAUCGGUUGACUGUGGAAGCACUGAUUUUUACACUGCAGAAUAAAAAAACAUUUCCAGGUUGCAUGGUGAGAAUAAGCAACGCAUCUGAGAAACAGUCUUUGAUCUGACUGGACAUCAUCACAUCACUUUUCUUUUAUUUGCCUGAAAGGUGACUUCUGCAGAUAUUUACCUUCCACGUGUUGUCUUUAUACCACAAUAUCCUCACAUGAGUCACCUCACCCUUCUGCUUGCGGAGAGAUGCAGUUGCAAAUGGAUGGACAACGUUCUAGGAACACGGCCUAUUUUUGUCUCACCUAGAGGUUCUACACAGACUUUUUCAAAGACCAAAAGCAGCCCGUUGCUUCUGGUGUCUAUUUCAUUCCUUGUCUUCAUUAGAUUUUUGCUUACCUUGAGAAAAUUAGCAAAAAAAUUGACUGCCAGAGGACAGUGUGACUUUUAAACAUGGGUGCAUAAGAAAAGGGAACAUACGCAUUAUACGUAUAAUAUCACCUAAACUGGGAAAUUUACCCCUUUCAUGCGUUCUAAAUGGUUAUUGAAGAAUUCAGUAGGUAACAUCGGAAUGGUCAUAUGCUUUCAGUCAGUUGCACAUAUACUUACGAAUGGUGGCACAGUGGGUAAUGCUGGUCACUCCAGGGCCUGAGCUGUGUAUUCGACUGGAGGCUUGAAUCCAGCUCAAGGUGUGCAGAGUUCAUGUGUUCUCCUUGUGUUUGUAAUCCAGAGACUUGGGGAAGAAGGCAAUGGUGAACCACUUCCCUCUCAUCAUGUAAACCGUGCAAGUGGUCACCAUGAGUUGAAUUUGACUUGACAGCACUUGCCUGCCUAUGUGCACUUAUUACCCACUUUAAUUUUCUGUAUUGUCUGGGCAAUGGAAAAUAUCCUUUGAAGAAUGCAAAAUUUCAUAUUUUGGGUUGAAAACAACUGAGAACAUGAUUAUUCUACAGUUUUCUUCAAUAAUGAGGCAUAAUCAGUGUAAAUCCUACUUUGUAAUUCCUCACCGUUCUUUACCUGUGGAACCAGGGAGGCACCAGCCAUUUCGCUGCAUGUCCGGCUCUGUAAAGUAUAUUUUUGUUUGUUACUGUAAAAGCUGCAUUACAAGUGUUUGAUUCCACUGUAAUUGCUAAGAUCAUAAACGAGGGAAAGAAAAGGGGGUUUUGGUUUUAGGGGGUUGUGAGCAUCUUUGAGCAGAUGAGAAGAGGGACACGGAAAGGAUGUCCUGUUGGAAAUGUACCGAUCCGAAUAUCGACGUGACAGGUAGCCCUCACCCCCCAUGCCCGAGAGUUUGUCAUACAAACGAAGGCACCCGUGUGACUCAGAAGUCCAACCUUAUUGUUGGUUGUUGGUUUUAAACUUGCUUACUGCGUCUGUGAAGACUUGAUCACAUCCCCUUGUAUAUUUUGUAAAUGUUCAUUGUUUUAUCUUCUUCCAUAGAUACAAUGUAAGACUGAGAUUAUAUAAUGUUUGCUGU
Messenger RNA from Scleropages formosus (Asian bonytongue), 3939 nucleotides. Its product is annotated as nuclear receptor subfamily 1 group D member 1-like. Lineage: Eukaryota; Metazoa; Chordata; Actinopteri; Osteoglossiformes; Osteoglossidae. The transcript is spliced from 8 exons. Gene Ontology annotation, biological process: cell differentiation; hormone-mediated signaling pathway; negative regulation of transcription by RNA polymerase II. The record is from RefSeq and is a predicted model, not a curated record. Bases 685 to 2412 code for a protein of 575 amino acids. Gene Ontology annotation, molecular function: zinc ion binding; RNA polymerase II cis-regulatory region sequence-specific DNA binding; nuclear receptor activity.